CAAAUAUUAUCAAAACCAUCACUAGCUCUUGAGCAUUAAUGGAUGUUGAGAAAGUCUUCCACAUGAAUGGUGGGCAUGGUGAACAAAGCUAUGCCGAGAAUUCACAUCUUCAGAAAAAAGCUUCAGAUAUGGUGAAACACAUAACACUCAAAAGCCUUGCAGAAGCCUACAUCUCCACAGAACCAGAAAGCUUAGGCAUAGCCGAUCUUGGCUGUUCUUCUGGCAAAAAUACUUUAUCAACCAUUCGAGAAAUGGUGGAAGUCAUCGACAAAACCACCUCAAACACCCCACCACCUGAGUAUCGUGUCUACCUGAACGAUCUUCCCACCAAUGACUUCAAUGCACUCUUCAAGAUUCUGCCAGAUUUUUACAAAGAAGUGAACAGCGAGAGACAUAUCAGGUGCCAAAAACAAGUAUCAAGCGUCUUCAUCGCUGGUUGUCCCGGCACCUUUUAUGGUAGAUUGUUUCCUAACAAAUGUCUGCACUUCAUUUACUCCGCUAACAGCUUGCAUUGGCUGUCCAGGAUUCCUCCGGGCCUUUAUGACAAGGAUGGUAAGUCGAUUAACAAAGGUAGCUUUUACAUCUCCAAAUCGAGCUCGUUACAAGUCGCUAAAGCAUAUUCCGAUCAAUUCCAAGAAGACUUUUCACUGUUUCUACAAUCAAGGUCAACAGAACUUCUGUCUGGAGGUAGGAUGGUACUUAUUUUGUUAGGAAGUAGAGAUCGAAGCCAUGUUGAUAGGGGGAACUCAUUCCUUUGGGAACUUCUUUCACAAUCAUUUUCCAGCUUGGUCUCUGAGGGAGAAGUGAAGCAAGAAAAAGUGGACGAGUACAAUACCCACUUUUACGCACCCUCGAGGAAUGAACUAGAGGACGAAGUAAAGAAAGAAGGGUCUUUCAAAAUUGAAAGGUUUGAAAUGUUCAAAAACGAACGCUACUCCGGUCCUUAUAUGAGCCAUGGCACCGCGGUUGCGAGGGCCAUUCGAGCCAUCCAAGAGUCAUUGAUUUCCGAACACUUUGGUGAAAAAAUUCUGGACAAGUUGUUUGACAAUUAUGGAAAUUUGAUAGACGAAGAGAUGGCUACAGAUGAUAUUAAGCCCAUAAGUUUCAUUGUUGUCCUGAAAAAAAUAUGAUUUCAAAGCCUUGGAUAUAUUGUUGUGUGUGUCCCAUGUUUAUUUUUACGGAAUAUUUUAUUUGUAUUAUUCACAGUUAAUUAAAUAAAUGUCGUGCUUUGCUUAUAGCUUA
Molecule: messenger RNA, 1242 nt
Organism: Helianthus annuus (common sunflower)
Lineage: Eukaryota; Viridiplantae; Streptophyta; Magnoliopsida; Asterales; Asteraceae
Product: salicylate carboxymethyltransferase
Exons: 4
Coding region: 39-1130 (363 amino acids)
Biological process (GO): methylation
Molecular function (GO): S-adenosylmethionine-dependent methyltransferase activity
Source: RefSeq, a predicted model, not a curated record